This is a messenger RNA of Cordyceps militaris CM01, 1071 nucleotides long. RefSeq lists its product as uncharacterized. Bases 1 to 1071 code for a protein of 356 amino acids. The transcript has 2 exons. Gene Ontology annotation, cellular component: nucleus; Ino80 complex. The record is from RefSeq and is a predicted model, not a curated record. Lineage: Eukaryota; Fungi; Ascomycota; Sordariomycetes; Hypocreales; Cordycipitaceae. Gene Ontology annotation, biological process: chromatin remodeling.
AUGGAAGAAUUACAACCAAAGACGGAGCCCUCUGCCGAGCGCAAGGCUCUUCGCUACAAGUCGUGGAAAAAGAAGUAUCGAAAGAUGCGCAUCGUGUUUGACCAAAAAAUGCAGAGCGGCGAGGAGCUGCACAAGCAAGAAGCAAAAGCUUCGGCAACAGCGAAGCGUCUAGCCGUCGAAAAUGACCGCCUCCUCGACAUCCUGCUCGACAUCAACAACUGUGCCCAGAUUCCCCUUGACAAGCGCAUCGACGUGGCUCUCCCACCGAGAGGCGACGUCAAAGCCCCCACGCUCGCCAUCGACCGCGAUCACGCGUCUGAAAAGGCCGCUGCCCUCAAGAAGCUUUCAGAGCUCCUAAACGCGGUGCCGCACAUCAACUACGCCGCGGCCAAGAGCGCCCACGCGGCUAUCAUUGAGGACCUGACCGUGGCCGCCGGUGAGUCGCACCCGGCUAGCUUCCUGACGGCCGACGACGUCGACGACUACAUCUUUGCGGUCGACAGCCGCCUCGACACUGACGCCCACCUGCCGUCGCUCGCGCCGCUCGCCCACCCCCACAGCCACCUCGCCUCGCACCCGCACCUCAAGAACCCGACUAGUGUCACCAACUGGCUGCGAAAGCACGCACCCAAGGUCUUCCUCCAAGACGGCGAGGCGCACGAUGACGGCGAUGCCGCUGGUGGUGGUGGUGGUGCUGCUGAGGGGGCCUCUGCCAGUGGUCACGGCAACGGUAUAAGCGCACGUAAGUCUCGUGGAGGACGGGGCGAGCGCGGUGGCAAGCCGACGGCCCGGGCUAAGCGUGCGAGCGGCGUGGCUUCGUCGCGCGUGAGCAAUGCCGCCGCCGCCCCUCCUACGACGGAUAAGAGCGAUAAGGGCGGCGGCGACGCGGACGCCAGCAUGGACGAGGAGCGCGAGUACGGCACGCCUGUCGGCCGCGCCGUCAAGCGCAAGAGAAAGGACGAUGCCGGAUACAGACCGGGCGGCUCGGCGAGCAGACCGUCCAAGAAGAAGCGUAAGAGCGACGCGGACACGCCAAGCGUACGCCGCGUGAAGAAGGAAGCGACCGAGUGA